AUGCCCGACAUCGACCCCGCGGCCUUGAGCAGCCGCCCAUCAGUAAAUCUUUCCACGCCGACACUUUCCACCAAGUCCAUCACUGUCCAACCUCCGGGCUCUCUCAAAGCCGCCAAAACAAGUCAGAUCAUACCUGCCCGCAUUGACCUUGAGCCGCUUUAUACCGCCUUGAAGCAGGCCAUCGGCCCGGAAGCAUGGGUCAUCUACAAGGAGUCAACCACAGAGUUUCUCAUCGGUCGAUUGAAUCAGACCGAGUACUCAGAACGAAUCGAUCCCAUCCUCACAUCCCCCAAUGGCGAAAAGGAACACCUCCAUAAUCAGCUAAUUGCUGCAAUAUACGGCAAUGUCACAAGGGAGAUGCCCGACCAGGGGCUCGCCCCUUGGGUCAGCGCCAACGACAAGCCCACCGCACCCGUCGGCAGUAAGCCUGUAUCUGGAGAUGCGGCGGAGCGUCGCCUUAAGGGCGAUGUGAUGCAGUUGCCCACCAAAGAUCGUCGGCGUAUCAAGGAUUUGGUCGGAAAUGACGUUAGUACACGUCUCAAGCUCGUUAAAGUUCGAUAUGCUAACGUCGAGGUUCAUCAGUUCGACCCCUACGAGAGCCUCUCCAAUGUGUUCAUGGAUCACCAUCGACGACAGCCCAAACCCGCCGACGUACCACCAAGCGCAGGAGGCAUUGGUGGUAUAAACAAGAUGAACUUCGAUUUGGAGAUACGCAAGCGCUUUGCGCAACCCUUGGCUGGGGAGUCUGGCGAGUUCCCCGAUGCCCCUGUAGUCGAAGGCAGAAUGCUGCCGUUCUGCUACGAGGCAGGACUUACUAGUGGUCACGUUCAGGAUGCGCCACAUUUUAUGACAGUCGCGACCGAAACAUUCAUCAAGGAAUCACUGGCCGCCAUAUUUGCCAAGACGAAGAGCAAUGGCCCAGGAGAAGGCGCCACUGCUGGAUUCGGAGCAGGAACCCAAUGGAUCCAAACCCACAAGUACCGACACCAGCUCGUCAAGGAGGAGGACGCUGCCCUUCGGGGUGACCUCACACGCGAUAAGAGCGGCCUUCUACCUAUUGAGUCGAAGGCAGCAAGCGAGCGUGGACCCCUUGGCAUGGCGGACGUACGCAUUGCCUUGGAGAUGGCUGAUAGCGGCUUGGCGCAGUUCCCGAUCAUAAAUACGGCCAUAUCGUAUGGCUACCGUGAAGGAGAGCUCGAGAAUUGGCACGACUACACCUGGCUACCAGGCCUCGAACCUCCUGGAGCCAAGAAGGAAGCUUCUGAUAUCAAACCGGUCAUCACAGAGCAGCUACCCAACGGCCAUGUCGAUGCAAUGGACAUUGACUCGGAGCCCUGGUGGGAAGGUGCAGAGCCUCAAGACAUGAGCUCCCUUGACUCUGUUCUCGAUUCGUGUCUGGCAGUUGGAUCAUAG
Messenger RNA from Colletotrichum abscissum, 1413 nucleotides. RefSeq lists its product as uncharacterized. The record is from RefSeq and is a predicted model, not a curated record. Lineage: Eukaryota; Fungi; Ascomycota; Sordariomycetes; Glomerellales; Glomerellaceae. Gene Ontology annotation, biological process: regulation of transcription by RNA polymerase II. The coding region runs from base 1 to 1413 and encodes 470 amino acids. The transcript is spliced from 3 exons. Gene Ontology annotation, cellular component: SAGA complex. Gene Ontology annotation, molecular function: transcription coactivator activity.